GGGCAAAUUCUGGGACGACAAUUUCGGCGAUCGACUGCUGAAUCCUGAGGAUCUUCGUCGACAAGACCCGAGUUUGGUUCGCGUCUCGGUGGACUCCGGAAGGCUUGGGUUUUUUCUCUCAUCAAGGUUUUAUGAGCUGCAUUUUGGUGUUGUCUUAAAGUUUGGACGCCAAAAUGUCGUCUUGCCGGCAGUUCUCACGGAUCGAUACCGCUGAGCUCAAGUCUCAGCUAUUCAAGAAGCUUGGGCGCCAAAAAGCUGAGAGGUACUUCUAUAACCUCAAGAGAUUACUUAGCUUGAAACUCAGCAAGUUGGCGUUCGAGAAGUUGUGCUAUGGGAUUAUUGGGAAGGAAAAUCUUGCCCUUCAUAAUUUGUUCAUCAGAUCGAUCCUUAGCAAUGCUUGUCUCGCACUUGCACCACCUAGCAGAGAAACGAUCACGGGAAAUUCGCGGACAUCUAAAAUGUCAAGCUUUGGUGAAACCUUCCCGACAUCACCCAGGAGGGGAAGGUCGAUAAACAGCAGGGACAGGAGAUUAGGUGACCGAGCAAGCCUCCUAGGGCCUUAUGGGAAGAUUCCUCCCGGACAUGUUCAAGAAGUCACAAAUUCUUGUGAUCUACAAAGGUCGAGAGAGCAGCAAAGUGCUCCGGAGUUGAUAUCCAUUGGUAGCAAAGCUCUAGCAUCUGUGGAAGAUGGGGAAGAGGUUGAACAAUUUAGACAUAGCCCGAGUGUUCAAAGUAGAAGUCCUCUAAGGCCUCCUCUAGGCAUUCCGAUGGCUGCUGGUGAUCUUCCACGCAAAUCAUAUCGUAGUGGAUUUGCUUCAAGCUUUCGACAUGUCCAGUCAAACAUGAUUGUUGGCUGUCAUCGCACUUCUCAACUGCCAGAUACGAGGACUUUGAUGGGUUGGUUGGAGCGUAAGUUGGAGGCUGAGGGCUUUGGUUUGUCAAUUGACUGUGCAAAUGUCUUAAAUCAUGGACUAGAUGCACUUUUGAGGAGGUUGAUAAAACCCUGUAUGGAUUUAGCUAGAGCAAGGCACAGUUCAAUUAGGGUGACUCGAGCAAAUGGAAGUAUUUUUCCAAAUACGAAAGGUUUAUGGCAACUGGAUCAAGUGCAAACCUCAAAUGAGUCCUCCCAUGCUUCUUUACUUGAUUUUCGGCUGGCCAUGGAAUCCAAUCCUGAAUUACUUGGUGGUGAUUGGCCUCAACAGCUUGAGAAAAUAUGUUUGCAUUUAUCGGAUUAAUGAAAUAUGACCUGUGCAUGGUUCAGUCCCUUUGUUGUUGUGAUUUCAUGGUCAUUCCAAAUUAAAAGUUCCUGUGCCUCUUGGAGCUUUCAAUACUGUUGAAGUAAGAAUAUGCAACUAUUGUUCUUCUAAGAAUCUAGAACGGAAAGAGAAUAUUUCAGUUUCAGGACACCGUGAACUUACACAUCAAACAUCAUGCCAACAUUUGUCACAGAGGACAAAGAGAUACACUUUCCCCUUGAUAGGUUCGAUCAUUCUAAAGCUGUUGAUUUCUUGUGAUGGAUCUACAUCCUAGUUAUUAGUUGUAAAAAUUUUCCAAUUUGUAACUAUUCAUUUUAAAGAAAUAAAGUUCAGACAUUUCUGAA
Molecule: messenger RNA, 1600 nt
Organism: Musa acuminata subsp. malaccensis (wild Malaysian banana)
Lineage: Eukaryota; Viridiplantae; Streptophyta; Magnoliopsida; Zingiberales; Musaceae
Biological process (GO): regulation of transcription by RNA polymerase II
Cellular component (GO): SAGA complex
Molecular function (GO): transcription coactivator activity
Source: RefSeq, a predicted model, not a curated record